CAGCCACCUAUCGGGAGGCGUGGGUUAGUGAUCCAAGACCGCCCGCCUGGUGACGAUGGAAUGAUGUCCAGGCUCGCCAGGCUCGUCCAGCCCGCGCUAGGACGUCUAGUCAGCGUCGUGGAAUUCCAGGAAUCCGCUUCGGGCGCGACGAAUGGAUGGGACGCUAGAAGCGAGAGGCAGAGCAAUGGACAGCGGCCAAGCGAGACGGAGGAUCAUUGAUUAUCCCAGCCGAUCCGCGCUCUCGGGUCGUAAUGGAUGCCCCUCGCGUUCUUAUCUCAGGGAGCUGAAACAAUCCAUCGGGCCGUGCUGUUUCCCCAGCUUUCUGGCUGUUCGUCACCUCGCAGCAACACGCAGCAGCCCACGGUGCAGGUCAUCUUCAGUGAUCCUCGUCUCUGCAGAGCGCCAUGGUCAGCGCAGCAGGAAAUUCCACGGCGGGAACAAUGAGCUUAGCGUUUGCCAGCGUCUCUGGCGUCUUCACCGACAGUCGCCCCUCGGUCAAAAUUGCCGUGGCCGUGGUGGGUGUCCUUUUUGUCUGGACCGUAUUCUCGACCUGGAGACAGUACAGUCGCCUAAGUCACUUCAAGGGGCCGUUGCUCGCCUCACUGUCCAAGUGGUGGCUCAUCAAGACGGUGGGAAAUGGCAGGGCUUAUCUCGACUUCUGGGAAAUCAACAAGAAGUAUGGCUCCAUUGCCCGUGUUGGCCCCAAUGACCUGAUUACGUCGGAUCCCGAUUUCAUGAAGCACAUCCUUGGCGUGAGGACCGAGUAUCGCCGUUCAGAUUGGUACGAUGGAAUGCGGUUUGAUCCUGCCAACAACAACAUCCUGUCAUGGCGGGACGAGGAUGAGCACUUCAAACUACGGUCCAAGAUGGCUGCCGGGGUACGUAGCUUCGCCACGCUGCGCCGUAACUGUUCCAUCUCGAACACUGUGGCUGUUUCUUGAAGCCCCUGAAUGCUGACAUGC
Molecule: messenger RNA, 962 nt
Organism: Ilyonectria robusta
Lineage: Eukaryota; Fungi; Ascomycota; Sordariomycetes; Hypocreales; Nectriaceae
Exons: 2
Coding region: 152-709 (185 amino acids)
Source: RefSeq, a predicted model, not a curated record